This is a messenger RNA of Pungitius pungitius (ninespine stickleback), 4587 nucleotides long. It is a transcript of the gene tnk2a, whose product is annotated as tyrosine kinase, non-receptor, 2a. The record is from RefSeq and is a predicted model, not a curated record. Gene Ontology annotation, biological process: protein phosphorylation; signal transduction. The transcript has 19 exons. NCBI's taxonomy places the organism in Eukaryota, Metazoa, Chordata, Actinopteri, Perciformes, Gasterosteidae. Gene Ontology annotation, molecular function: protein binding; ATP binding; protein tyrosine kinase activity. Bases 420 to 3776 code for a protein of 1118 amino acids.
GCUGAAUUAUUCAUCAGCAGUUGUCGGGUCUCGGGGCAGCUGAGCCGAGAGCGGCGAUGGAGAGGCAGAGGCGAGGAGGUGCGGGAGGAGAAAGGGAAGCGUGGAGGUGCUGCUGUGAGCUGUGACUCAGCAGGGAGAGAGAGAGAGAGUUUAUAGAUAGAGUUAGGUGCUACGACUGGAUAGAGAGAGAGAGAGAGAGGCGUCAAAUUCCUCCCGUUGUGCUUGUGAACGCGUGUGUGCGUGCUUGUGUGUGUGUGUGUUUGUGCGUCCGUGCGGCAAUCGAUUGAGUGGAGAAGGUCACGCAGCCGAGAGGAGAUUAGCAAACCGGACUCCAGCUAACGCCUCCUCUCAAUAGCAGCUAGACUGAAAAAGGAGAGAGAGAGAGAGAAAGAAAGGAGGAGAGGAGCAGCGAGCACAGCAUGGGGGAGAGCUACAUGUACCAGCGACUCCCCUACGCCAGAGGACGGGAGGAGGGGGAGGAUGAGGACGAGGAGGAGAGGGACGGCAGCAUCGCGCAGAGUGUCGGGGCAGCAAUGAUGCAGUGUGAGGAGGGCACAGAGUGGCUGCUGGAGUUGCUGACGGAUGUGCAGCUGCAGCAGUACUUCCUGCGCCUCCGAGACGAGCUCAACGUCACGCGUCUCUCCCACUUUGACUACGUGAAGAACGAGGACCUGGAGAAGAUCGGCAUGGGGCGCCCAGGUCAGAGGAGGCUCUGGGAGGCAGUGAAGAGGAGGAGGGCCCUUUACAAGCGCAAGUCGUGGAUGAGCAAGGUGUUCCCGGUGAAGCGGCCCGACGCCGGCGACCCCCAGCAGGGGGCGGCGGCCGACGCGUCGCCGGCCGGCGGCGGCGGCGAGCCGGCGGCGUCGCUCACCUGCCUGAUCCGGGAGUCGGAGCUGCAGCUGUUGGAGCGGCUGGGGGACGGCACGUUCGGGGUGGUGCGGCGAGGAGAGUGGACCGGACCCAACGGCAGAGUGCUGUCGGUGGCGGUGAAGUGUCUGAAGGCCGGCGUGCUGGACUCGGACGGUCUGGACGAUUUCAUCAGAGAGGUGAACGCCAUGCACUCGCUGAGCCACCAGAACCUCAUCCGGCUGUACGGCAUCGUCCUCACGCAGCCCAUGAAGAUGGUGACCGAGCUGGCGCCGCUGGGUUCCCUGUUGGAUCGUCUGAGGAAGCGCCAGGGCCACAUCCUCAUCUCCUCGCUGUGCAACUACGCUGUGCAGGUGGCGUGCGGCAUGGCCUACCUGGAGCAGAGACGUUUCCUCCACAGGGACCUGGCCGCCCGCAACGUCCUGCUCUCCACCAAUGAAACGGUGAAGAUCGGAGACUUUGGGCUGAUGAGAGCGCUGCCGACACACACCGACCAGUACAUCAUGGAGGAGGGCCACAAAAUCCCUUUCCCGUGGUGCGCGCCGGAGUCCCUGAAGUCUCGUACGUUCUCUCAUUCGUCCGAUACCUGGAUGUUCGGGGUCACCCUGUGGGAGAUGUUCACCCACGGACAGGAGCCCUGGCUGGGCCUCAGUGGAAGCCAGAUCCUCCACAAGGUGGACGUGGACGCGGAGCGGCUGUGCAAACCGGACGACUGCCCGCUGGACGUCUACAACGUGAUGCUGCAGUGCUGGAGCCCCAAGCCGGAGGACAGGCCCACCUUCGUCGCCCUCAGAGACUUCCUGCUCGAGGUACGAAGGUUCCCAACUCCACCCCCCCCCCCCCCCCCCCCAUUCAAAGUUAAAGCGGUCACACUCACUCCGUUUGGCACAAAAGUGGCACAUCGGUCGAACACCAAGGACAGCACGGGGGAGAGCCAUAAAUCCCCAUUACACGAGGCGGCGGCAGGUGUUUGGUCACUUCUGAUCCCGCUGGCGGGCGGCGGUAAAUCAUCGCUUUGUGUUCUGCAGAGCGUGCCGACGGACAUGAAGGCGCUGCAGGACUUUGAGGAGGAAGACAAGCUCCAGAUUAAAAUGAACGACGUCAUCACCAUCAUUGAGGGGAGGGCGGAGCACUACUGGUGGCGAGGCCAGAACAGGGGGACGCUGCGCGUCGGCCAGUUUCCUCGCCACGUGGUGACGGCGGUCGCCGGCCUGUCCGCCCGCGACAUCAGCCGCCCGCUCAAACACUCCUUCAUCCACACGGGCCACGGGGACACGGACCCCCACCGCAGCUGGGGACAUGCGGAUCGCAUAGACAGUCUGUAUCUGGGGAACCCCAUGGACCCCCCCGACGUCCUCGGGAUGGAACCGGGCAGCGCCAGGCCGACCAAACUCCCCAACCGAUCCAAGAAGCAACCUCCUCCUCGCCCGCCUCAACCCGCCGUCCUGCUGAAGAAGCCCUUUUACGACUCUGUAAUGGACGACUACGGCGACGACGACGACGACGGCGGCGGCUGCGGCGCCUCCUCCUCCUCCUCCUCCUCGGGUCUGAAGAGGCUGGGGGCGUCCCUGGGCCUGAAGCUCCGCCCGUGGGAGGGGUCCGCCGUGCGCCCGGCCAAGAGCGAGGUGUCGCUCAUCGACUUCACCGACGACAGCUUCAGCUCGGCCACGCCCUCGCCGCUCGCCGAGACGCGGCCGCCGGACGACGACACGCUGAAGGACACGCCGUCAAUCUUGGACUGGCCCCUCCCCCAGCCGACCUACGACGUGGUCGCUGCGGAGCUCGAGGACCAAUCGGAGGACCAGGAGGUCCGGACUAUCAACAAGGGUUCCGCCGAUGAAGCCGCGACGGCGCCCGGCGGCGCCGUGGCGACCAGGAGCGAGUCGCAGUCGGCCGACCUCUUCCAAGAACUACAGAGAGAAGUGAUGGUGAAGCUGCAGGUUCCCAUGGCAACGGGCCGCUCCCUCCCCUCCUCCCCCCUGCCCAUGCCGCUGGCCCCGCUGGGCCCCCACCGACAGAUCUACCUGCCACCCCCCUCCCCCAGCUCCGGCUCCUCAUUCGCCUGCUGCUUCGAGGACCGCCCGGUGCUGCCCCCCCGCAGCCCCGUCCCCCCGCUGCGGCCCUCCAAGCGCGACCCCCCCGCCCGCGCCGCCCAUUCGCAGCCGCGCUCCAGCUCCGCCUGCCUGGGCAACGGGGAAGACACGCCCCCGCAGCUCCCGCCCAGAGACCACGCCUUCUCUCAGCCGGGCUCCCGCUCCUCGUCCCCCCUCCCCCUGGCGCCGCCGCUGUCCUCCUAUCCCCUGAGCCUGCCCCCUCCUCCCCUCACCGUCUCCCCGCGCCGGGCGUCCGGACACCUGGGCCCCCUGCUGUCCUCCAACCCGUCCUCCUCCGCGUCCAGGCUGGCCGCCCGCGGCUCCUCCUCCUACUCCUCGGGCUCCUUGCUGGAUCCGCUCGCCUUUGGCGAGGGGCGUGGCCUCUCCUCGCUGGUCGACAGCUCUGCUCCCGCCCCGCUGCCAGAGCGCCCAGCUUUUCUUGAAAGAUACGGAGCGGCCAAUAUGGCGGCAGUCAAACCCAUGAUUCAGCAUCCCGGCGGAGCCAAGCCAAACUCCUCCUACAACAACAACAACAACGGGCGGACUUCAGCUCCCAGCAUGCAACAGGAGCAUAGUGUCACCCAGGUGCAAGGGGCGGUGCACGGCGUCACGCUGGAGGAGUGUCAGGCGGCCCUGCAGAGUCACAACUGGAGCAUCUCUCAGGCCAUAAAUCAUUUGAAGGUGGAGCAGCUGUUCCGUCUGGGCCUGCGGUCGAGAGCCGAGUGCGAGGAGCUGCUGCAGCGCUGCCAGCUGAACCUGGAGCAGGCCAGCGCGCUCAUGCUGGACACGUACGGGCCUCACCGCAGCAAGAAGUGAAAGCCGGAGGCCCAACUCAGCAGCCAAGAACUACUUUGGAUCCCCCGAAGUAAUCGGGAUCAACGCGCCAGAGCCGGCGCCGCGUGGAGGAGCGUGCAGCGUGCAGCAUGCAGCAUGCAGCGUGCACGCGCCUCGCCGCAUGGAACUGUGAACUUCCUGCUCUUACUUGGGUCCAACACUCUCCUCAGACGCUCCACGGAGCAGCUCGUGGAAUAUCUCAUGGUUACUUGAACAGUUCUGUUAUGACGUUGAUUCGUUUUGCUUCGUGUGAGUGUGCUUUGCGUCUUGCUGCAUGUGCAGGUUGUGCACGUAUCAGCUUAAACUAAUGCUUCAACUCAGCGGACGCCCGUGACAGCAAACAAUGCAGCUGUAUGUCUGUUUGAAAAUGUACUGGUAAAAUGCUGUAGUGCUAAAUGGGUUUGUGGUACUUCUGAGGACACCAUAACUGCUCCUCAGAGUACAACUUAUGUAAGUCAUUUUAGAUCGCAUUGUAAGCAAUAAGACUGUGACACCGAAAUGUGAGCGCUACAAAUUCAAAUCACCUAAGUUGAUGUUUUUAAUUUCAAACUGCACGAGCAUCAUAAGCAUCUGGAGGAGUGAUGCACCAGUCAGUUGAUGCAAAGCAUGCGUCCGCGCAGACAGGGACCAGGAAUGUCAUCUCUUAGUAAUUAUGAGCUGCUGAACAGAUGAAUCUUGUUUUAUGCUUGGCUGUAAGCUUGUCGCUCUGCUGUUUGCAUUCUACAAAAUAGAGCAGUGAAAACAUGGCCUCAAGUGUUUUAUUAUAAAGUGAAGAGGAGUCUCAGAACCCUCU